GAUGGGCUGCAGCAUUAACAGUUUACACCUCCCGGCGUGCUCAACACGUUAACAGAUUGGAUCGAAUAUUGGCUAGGAGAGGAGCUAUCAAUAUGCGUGGAUUUAUUCUUUUUGCUGUCUUGGCUGUGGCUCGCGCUGAUGUAGGCGGCUACAACUAUGGAGCUGGCAUUGGUUCAGGCGGGUCCAUCUCUGGAGGCUCUCUAUCUGGAGGCUCCAUCUCAGGUGGCUCCAUCUCAGGUGGCUCCAUCUCAGGUGGUUCCCUCUCUAGUGGUUCCCUGUCCGGUGGGUCUUAUUCCACUAACUACGCUCCUGUAAACACCGAAUUCAACAAGGAGUUCUUCACCUACUCCGCUCCCGAGGCCGAUUUUGAGGAUAAUAAGAGUGUCAGUGAUCUAGCUGCUACUCUGAAGAAGAACCUCCGUGUUGUUUUCAUCAGGGCCCCCGAGAAUAAGGGUCUGGAGAACGCCGCUGUGGCCUUGGCCAAGCAGGCUGCCGAGCAGCAGACCGCCAUCUAUGUCCUGACCAAGCAGGGUGAUCUGUCCAGCCUGGCCAACCAGCUGCAGAACCUGAACCAUGUGAGCGCCAGCAAGCCGGAGGUGCAUUUCGUCAAGUACCGCACCCAGCAGGACGCCAUCAAUGCCCAGCGUACCAUUCAGCAGGAGUACGAGCGUCUGGGUGGUUCCACCACCUCCCACAGCGGAGGCGUGGCACCCGUCCUGGACUUUGCCACCAAAGUGCAGCAGCAGCAGCAGCUGAUUGAUGAGCGUCGGCCUUCCAGCGGAAGUGUAAGCGCCGAACUGGAGGCUCCUUCGGCAGGAUAUAUUCCACCACCAGCGGCAGCGCCCAGUGCCACGUACCUGCCUGUGAACAAGGUCAAGUAGGAAACCUGCAAGACCACAUUCUUAUUUACGAAUUAGCUCACACAUUCUCCUUUAAGUGCUACCGUAUAAAAUAUAAACUUAACUUAAUGUAUGCCCGAUA
This is a messenger RNA of Drosophila sechellia, 981 nucleotides long. It is a transcript of the gene Tb, whose product is annotated as Tubby. Gene Ontology annotation, biological process: chitin-based cuticle development. The record is from RefSeq and is a predicted model, not a curated record. Lineage: Eukaryota; Metazoa; Arthropoda; Insecta; Diptera; Drosophilidae. Bases 93 to 881 code for a protein of 262 amino acids. The transcript is spliced from 2 exons. Gene Ontology annotation, cellular component: chitin-based extracellular matrix. Gene Ontology annotation, molecular function: structural constituent of chitin-based larval cuticle.